AUGAAAUAGUUAAAACAAUAAUUGAUAAAGUAAUAAUUUUUGAAAUACAAAUAGAAUGUUACUUGAUCAUAUUGGAGCACCAGAAGAUGUAAAUAAUCUAGAUGAUAAUUAAAUAUCAAAUCGACCUUUUUUAUCUAGUAUUAAAAUAGAUGAUCCUAUAUAAGCUAUUUUAAAUUAAAAGGAAGAAUAAUUCAACCUCAUUUACAGAUAUAAGGAAAUAGGCAAAAAUGGAAUUACUAAAAUAAAAGUUAUUAAAAUAUCAUUGUUACAAUAAUUUUUAAAAUCUGAAGAAAUUACAGCAGUGAUGAUAUAAAAUGUAUCUUGCAAAGAAAGAAAGAAAGAAUUAACAUAAUUUAUAAAAAUUCAAAAUAGUAUCCUUAAUUCAUUUUCUCAUGAAUUAAGAACACCAUUAAAUAGUUCUUUAUAAUUACUUGAAGCAUUAUCCACAAAAUUAAGUGAUUAAAUGAAUCAAGAAUAUAUUUAGCCUGCUUUAAAUUCUAAUAAAUUGUUAUUAUUUUAAAUAAAUGAUAUACUAGACUAUGCAGCAAUGUAAUCAAAUUAAUUCGUACAUAAAUAUUCGUAAUUCAAUAUUAAAGAGAUUGCAGAUUAUAUAAAAUAAUUAUAUACUUAAGUUUGCUAAAAUAAAGGUAUACUUUUAACAUGUAAAAUUAAAUUAACUAAUUAAAUUGUGACUAAUGAUAAAUAAAGAAUUAUCUAAGUACUCAUCAAUUUAUUAAAUAAUUCAAUAAAGUUCUCCCCUUCAAAUACUCAUAUUAGAGUUUAAUUUAAAAAUAAGUUCAAAUAUUCAAAUUAAUAUAUAAAAAUUAAAGUCAAAGAUUAAGGUUUUGGAAUUUCUGAAUAAAAAUUAAGUUUUAUCUUUCGAGAAUUACAUUCAGUAUCAUCUGAAGAAAGUGUUUAUUGGAUGACUCAAAAUUAAUUAUCAUCAGGAAUUGGAUUGAAAAUGUCUAAUCGUCUAAUAUAAGGAUUGGCAUUUAAUGAACAUAGAAAAAAUGCAUUCUCAAUAAAAUCUGUACUCUAAAAAUAUACUUAAAUAUCAUUUUACAUUUCCGAUAUGAUAAUAUUAAAAGAUGAUAACGAAUCAAUAUCUAAUGCUUAAAGUGAUGAUGCUCUUUGUAUUUCAGUACAUAAAAGUCUUGAUUAUAAGUUGAUUCAAAAUAUUAAUAUAAAAUCUUGCAACUGCUCAGCUAUUUUACUUGUAGAUGAUGUUCCAUUUAAUAUUUAAGCUCUAAAGACUAUUUUAAUGUAACAAAAAAUAACUACAGAUUCUGCUUAUAAUGGAAUUGAAGCAAUAGAUUUAGUUAUUAAUAAGUAUUAAUAAAAAAAAUGUCAUCCUUUCUACUAAUUGAUAGUUAUGGAUAUAGAGAUGCCAUUACUUAAUGGUUUAUAAGCAACCUAAAAGGUAUAAAUAAUAUUUAGAAUAAGAUAAUAUCAUUUUUCAACUCAAUAAAUGUAAAACCUCCAGUUAUUGUAGCUAGUUCUGCUUAUGAUUCAAAUAAAGAGGAUUUAUCAAUAUUUUCGGAUACAUUACCAAAACCUAUAGAUUAAUGGAGGCUUAAAUUUAUUUUAAAUAAAUAUUUAACCAAUUUUUUUUGA
Molecule: messenger RNA, 1614 nt
Organism: Paramecium primaurelia
Lineage: Eukaryota; Ciliophora; Oligohymenophorea; Peniculida; Parameciidae
Source: the annotation of a GenBank genome assembly